ACUUCCGUUACUUCAGUGCGCUUCAGUUCGUUAGCAACAAUUUUAAAAGCCAACCAACGCAAUGGCCUUCAGCUUCUGGCAAUUCCUCGUCGCCUUCGUGCUGCUCACCCGCUGCAGGGCCGAAACCAUUCAGCUGCAGUCCACGCAGGGAAUCUUGAUUCCUGCUCCUUUGGCCGAGCAACACAUUCGUCAGUCGCGUGCCGCUUACGGUGGUAACAGUGGUGGCUCAUCUUAUGGUGCUCCAGCCCAGGCCCAAUCUUACUCGGCUCCGGCGCCACAAGCUGCUCCCGCCUACUCUGCUCCACAAGCUGCUCCAGCGUACUCAGCACCUGCCGCCCCAGCACCAGCCCCAGCCUACUCCGCUCCAGCCGCACCACAAUACUCAGCACCAGCUGCUCCAGCCGCGCCCGCCACCUACCCGGCGCCACCUUGCGCCAAGAGCUAUCUCUUCAGCUGCCAGCCCUCAUUGGCCCCAGUUCCCUGUGCUGCCCCACCAGCUCCAGCACCUGCCCCAGCUGCUUCCUACGGCUCGGCAGGCGCCUACUCCCAAUAUGCACCCCAGUAUGCCGUUCCCUACGUUCGCGAAUUCCUGUAAAGGCCUGCACUUGGACAACUGACGCUUUGAAUAAAAUGAGAAACAUACAGAAAACAAA
This is a messenger RNA of Scaptodrosophila lebanonensis, 653 nucleotides long. It is a transcript of the gene Vm26Ab, whose product is annotated as vitelline membrane protein Vm26Ab. The transcript has a single exon. Bases 62 to 595 code for a protein of 177 amino acids. The record is from RefSeq and is a predicted model, not a curated record. NCBI's taxonomy places the organism in Eukaryota, Metazoa, Arthropoda, Insecta, Diptera, Drosophilidae.